AUGGAUUCAUUGUUACUUAAAGGAUUCCGAGAACGAUUUCCUAAAGGUUCGACUCUGUUGGAAGCGGAUAUGGUUUACCUGGGAUCUAUAUGUGUCAAGAAUCUCUUCUUGGUAGAUGAUGGUAUUGCAGCCAUAGGGACUGAAGGUAUGACAGCCUGGACAACCAAAAAAUGUAUUGAGGUAUUAGAUGUUUCGUGGAAUAUGUUCCACAUGCCAAACACGCUUCCUCUGUUGGUACUUUUUUCGUCGCUUACUCAUCUUUACGCUACACACUCUGAUGCAAUUUCUGCCAGGAAGAGAAGCAUUUUGGCACUGAGUGAACAUAUCUUUUUCCUCCCAAGAAAUCUUCUGUAUAUAAACAUUGCUCACAAUAAAAUGUCCAAACCGUUGUUCAAUAUGACCAUAGGAGGACAUAACAGUCUUAAGGUGUUGAAUAUAAGCCAUUCAAACCGGCAUCCAAGAUGUUCUUAUGCAAUUAUCAAAAGUCUUGUCCAUUUGAAGGACUUCGACAUGUCUGGUGUCGACUGUUCAGAAAUAAAUCGUAAUAUGUUCUCGGAGUUUCCUAAUCUAUCGCGACUCACUGCAAGACAAUGUGAUCUCAAAAAAGUCAUCGCUUUUAACAUCCCCUCAAUAUUCAAAGGGCUUCAUAAUCUUUCUUUCGUCGAUAUAUCCUCAAAUGAUCUUGAUAGUCUAAACAUACGCUUAUUUGCUGAUCAGAAAGAAUCUCUCAACUCUUUAACUCUUUCUAGAAAUUAUUUUGAUCGAAUUCCUACGCAGUUGCUUACGAAGUUAACAGUUCUGGAAAGACUUGAUAUGAGUAAUAACCUCAUAUCGACUUUAAAGGAACCCGAAUAUGCUUUAUUGGAAGAUUUGAACACCAAAUCAGGAAAAAUGCAAAUCGUUCUAUUUGGGAAUCCAUUAGUAUGUAGCUGUGAUAAUUUGGACUUCCUCUCGUGGCUAGAAACAACACAGGCUGUAUACAAAAAGCACGAUCUGAUGUGUUCAACUCCAGAGGGCAACCAAAUGAAGAUCGGAGAAUUCCUUGAUUCGUUUGGUCAGUUCAAGGAAGAUUGUGUUUCUCAAACAUGGCUUAUAAUUUCUAUUACUCUGACCGUGCUUUUCUUUGUGUUAGGUUUCCUUUCUCGAGCGGCUUUGCGACGCAGUGUGUGGUUACGAGUGGUGUGUCGUCAACCG
Pecten maximus is the source of this 1194-nucleotide messenger RNA. Its product is annotated as toll-like receptor 8. The annotation marks the transcript as partial. NCBI's taxonomy places the organism in Eukaryota, Metazoa, Mollusca, Bivalvia, Pectinida, Pectinidae. The transcript has a single exon. The record is from RefSeq and is a predicted model, not a curated record.